UGUUUCCAGAAGCUACCGGCGAGCUAACAACUGAGAGUACAGAGUUGUACACGCUAAUGCUAACAGGCUAUUUGUGUUGUUCUUUUAUUAGUUUGAAAAGUUUUUUUUUCCUGUCUGUUCGGCGCUGUUCGGCUGUUACUUGUGGAGUGAUAAAACUAGUUUAUGUAAAUCUCAUUAUUUUAGUGAAAUCAUAGGAUUAAGGGAUAAAAGCAGGCAGAAGGAAUUACACUGGGUGCUGUGUUGUUUACGUUUAGCUGAAUGCUAACCUGCCAGCUGUUCUUGCGCAACUCUGCUGUCAGCUGCAGCAAAGAUUUCAACAACAAUUAUUAGGUUUUAAACUUUUCAUUUUAGACCAGCAGCGUAGUUGCGGGUGUUUAAAUUGUUGUCUGGAGACACAGCGCCGUUCACAUCCGUAACCCGUCCGGAUAAGCGGUAAACUCAUAAGCCAUCAACUGGUUGUGUUGGUUAGGGAAAAGUCUGUGCAAGUUUUCUGAAUACCAGGGAUUUUGAACAAAAGCUUAGUUUCAGCUCUGAAAGUAACAUUUCAGGUUUUCACCAAACCUGAAAAAAAAUCUGUUGUGAAACGUUCCUUACCAGACAAAAUAUUUAGUAUUAUUAUUAUUAUUAUUAUUAUUAUUAGUAGGAGUGUUUUGUUGGUCUUGUGUGUGACAAACCAGCACAAAUUAUUGUGUGAAAGUGAAAUGUUUUCAUAAUUCUCCAUGAAUAAUUAUUUGAAAAGUGUAAAAUGCAUUUGUAUCGAGUGGUGAAAUGUGAAGCAAAUUAUAACCCAAAGUAUGCAAUCAGAAUACAGAUCACAAAAUUUGUGUUUUAGAGUGGCUCAGUUAAAAUCCGAUAUUUGAAAUUCCUUUAAAAAUACCUGAGUUUGUUUAGUAUAAAGAGGAUUAGGCAACAUUUUUAGUUGCUCGAUGUGCAAAAGGCCUUUCUGAGAAAGGUUCAUUGUUUUCUAUGUAUGUGGGUAAUGGCUGUAGUUAUAAAGCAACCUUUUUCAUGAUUGAUGUUGAUUCCACUUUUUGCAUUUGUUGUUCAAUUUCUCUAUUUCAGGGUACAGUGUGUUCCUUUUUGAGAAUUUCUAACCUACAACAUGGCAGGUUCUGUUUAAGUGAUUAAAAAUAAUAAUUAUAAGAAGAAGAUUACAGGUCUGGCAGUAAUCAGGGUUCCGCUUUUGAACACACUCCCCCGCUGCAGGCAGGAACAACUUUAAAAUGGAGAACCUGCAUCCACACUGCCUUAAGUGCAUCAACAGACGGUGCAUGGCCAAACCAGAGCCGGGUGUCUCCUGCAAUCUGGUUGGCUGUCCUCUCGUCUGCGGGGCCGUUUUUCACUCCUGCAAGCUGGAUGAACAUCGUCUCCUGUGUCCCUACGAAAGACUGCCUUGCCUAAACAGCGGCUUUGGCUGCCCCUUCACCAUCAAGAGAAUCAAAAUGGCGCAGCAUCUGGAGACAUGCCCUGCCAGCAUAGUUUGUUGCACAAUGGAGUGGAACCGGUGGCCUGUGAGCUACGCCGAUCACAAGUCCUACGAGAACCUGAGCAAAGACUUUGACGAGGUGGAGCAGCUGGACAUGGCUUUAGCUCUUCAGGAUCAGAGGAUGCUAUUGGAGUCGCUGAAAGUUACGACCAAUGUGUCAAAGAACGGAGAAAAGGGAGCAGGCUAUGGUGAUGAAAUGGUGUCGGUGUUGGGCAGUGAAACAGUAGAAAUGGAGGAAGAACCUUACAACAACUUGUACAGAGCUUCAGGGGAGGCGACCAGGAGCUUAGCUGCUGCGCUGGACAUCCUCACUAAUUCCAACAACAUUGGCAAAAUCAUCGAAAAUAUAAAUGGAGAUAAGAAUGGAUUGACCCAUAAUGGAGAAAAUGGGGAAAGCAGUCUUGUUGCUGAAGGCGGGAGGAACGUAGAAAUGCUUGAUAGUAACAGUGAUUCAGAGUGUGAGCUGGGGGCUGUGGGUGGAGUCGAUUGCGCCGUAGAAACGGACGGAGAUGACGAUGCUGCUAACUGGUCUGAAGAAAGGAACUUUGUGGAAUUGCAUUUUGAGAAAAAAGAUGUCGUCAUCAACCAACCAAAUCAAAACGGUGACCUUGUCUGGCCUCGCAUCCCUCAGGACUACAUACCCCUCGUAGCACCAGAGCCGCCCACGCAUCAGCUGGUCCCGCUCACACCGCCAUUCCUGGUGUCGGAUCAAGUGAGAAGGAGCUUCUGCAGGUAUCGGUGUUGGAAGCAGAACUUAGAAGUGCUCAGCAUGUUUACAUAUAACGUCCCCCAGGCCCUAAUCAACCCUUACUUGUUUCGAGCAAAAAUGGAGGACAAAGCGGUGGACACGUCUGACCUGGAGGUAGAGGAGGACCCGAUGGGGCUCCACGGCAUUGACCUCAUCACUGCAGCGUUGCUGUUUUGCCUCGGGGAUUCCCCGGGAGGCCGGGGGAUCUCCGACAGCAGGUUUGUCGACGGCUACCACAUUGACUUUGGCACUCAGACAUUCUCCUUCCCUUCCGCCAUCCUCGCCACGAACACCAUGGUGGGCGACAUCGCCUCGGCCUCGGCCUGCGACCACGCCAGUCCGCAGCUUUCCAACCCCAGCCCAUUCCACACGCUGCGGCUGGAACUGGUGCUCGAAUGCGUCGCGCGGUACCAAACUAAACAGCGCUCCAUGUUCACGUUUGUGUGCGGGCAGCUUUUCCGACGCGACGAGUUUUCGUCUCACUUCAAGAACGUCCACGGGGACAUCCACGCCGGACUCAACGGCUGGAUGGAGCAGCGUUGCCCCUUGGCGUACUACGGCUGCACUUACUCCCAGAGGCGCUUCUGUCCGUCCGUGCAGGGCUUUCGGAUCAUCCACGACAGACACCUGGGUUCCUUUGGGGUGCAGCCCGGAUUGCCUUUAAAAACCGGAGACGGCCACUCAAGAAAGCCCCACCACAUCGACGCUCAGUACGAUCAGUUUAGCAGUCUUCCUUUUGAGGUGUUGCAGCACAUAGCGAGCUUUCUCGACAGUUUCAGUCUGUGCCAGCUGUCCAGAGUGUCUCGCACCAUGAGGAACGUGUGCGCCAGUCUGCUUCAGAUGCGUGGCAUGGUCGUCCUGCUAUGGGAGAAGAAGCGGCGCGACGACGGGUCUCCUUCGUGGCAAAUAACGCACAAGGUGUGGCGCUUCAGCACGGCCUUCGGCACGGUGAAUGAAUGGAAGUUCGCCGACAUCGCCAGCAUGGCUGACCACCUGAAGAAGUGCAAGUUCAACACGAUCGCCCGCCGGGAGGAAGCCAUCCCUCUGCCGUGCAUGUGCUUCACCAGGGAGCUCACGAAAGAGGGAAGAUGUUUACGAUCGGUUCUCAAACCUGUAGCGUGAACACUGACAACAUUUUUUUGACACCUCUUUUUUAUUUUUUUUAACUGACCAAGAAAACUUUGAUCUACUUGUACUUUCUUCAGCGUUUACAGACAUUUACUCUCUUCACGCUUCGAAACUGCAACUCCACUUGGAACAGUGUCAAUUUCAGGUUAUUCUUUGUUUCACUUUAAUUUACAGGAGACUAUGUCAGCAAGGUGUUGUGGUUCAGCUGAGGUCUCAUUGAAAUUCUAACGACUUUCUCCAUAGCAACUCAAAUGGUUCCACUAAAACGUAUAUCGGCUCCGUUUUAAAUAGAGAUUAGAUUUUUACUGAAAUAGAACGUGGCGAUAAUCAAUAUCUAUUAUGAUUUACCUAAAUUUUCCCCACUACUUUCUUUUUUUUUUCAUCAUCAGAAGGAUCUUGAUCAGGGAAAGACGAAGAAUAGUGAAAGUUCACCUUAGCAAAAUAUACAAGAUUAUUCCUAUUUUUGGAUCAAAACAAAUGCCUACAACCUAUAUAUAUAUAUACGUUUUGCUAAACCAUUCUAUAUAAUGAAUGUUUUUUUUUAUUUAAUGACUUAAAAUCAAAUACUACUUAACGUCUGACAGAUUUAAUCUUAGUGAGUUGUCUUCACUGCUUUUAGCUGGUUAAAACUCUUUUUCACAGCUUUAUUAGAACAUAUUGAAACUGACCAAACACCUGAGCAGAAGUUGGAUGUUUCACAGGAUCCUUCUGCUUCCAGCUCACCAUCGUUGGUGUGUCGACAUUGCCGUGUGUUUUGUCUUCAUUUCUACUUUUCAUUUCUGAGUAAUUAUCCGGCUUAUUCAGGGUGAAACGAGAAACCCUAUUCUCCAGUCUGUUUGGCCAAACGUUACCAGCAGAUUUACUUUAUUUUAUUUUAUUUUUUUUGUGGGUUCUUUGCUCCAAAAAUCUAAAUGGCGCAACGAGAUGAUUAUGAAUGUACUUGGUGAAAACAUAAGUGACAUAGAACCCUGCUGGCCAGGUUUUAGGAAGCAUACCUGACUAUUUUGAACAUCACUACUUCUUUUCAUCUUUCAUUUUGAUGUGUUGAAUGUGUUUGCCAUUACCUGCCAGGUGGGUAGAAAUGGAUGGCGUCUCAGGGUUUUAGGAUGUUUUUGUCGUGAUGUUGGUUGUGAGACAACGAUCACAGCGCGCGGUUUCCAAACUGACAGUAUGACGAGCCCAGUUUGUAGUGCAGCAAUAGAGAAAUCUAAGAUUUUAUGGGUGUUUUUCUUUUUUCUGUUGUUUUUUUCUCAUUGUGGAGUUCAUUUCAUUAGCAUAAACGCGUUUUGAAACACCGUGUGUUUUGUUUCUAUUUGAAAGAAAAUGCUUGAAUCUUUUUUAAUAAAAGGUAGCGGAAAAUGUCAGCUACUUUAGGUUUUAGCUGCCAGUUUUCAUUUUUGUUUUUCUUUCCCCCCUCUUUAUGUAUAUAUAUUUUUUAGAAGUUGCUGUAAACUCAAAACUUUAUUUUUUAUCCACUUGUGCUAUCAUAUUUUUUCUUUUUUUUUUUUUUAAGAAACCUGCCUCAGUUAGGUGUAGAUGUGAAUUAUUGAUUUGCACAUGAAUGCAUGUACUGUAAACUCCUAAAGGUGACCGGUUUGUUUUUGCUUGACAUUUUACUGUCACUCUGCAUGUGAGUUUGAAACAUAUAUUGAUCAGUUCAGUUGCAAAUAUUUUUAGGUGUCUGGGUUACUUUUUUCAUUUUCUUUUAACUUGAACCACCAGGUGUUUAAGCUAUACUUCAUCACAUGUGCCCAGUGUUCAAAUUUAAACAGACGUAUGUAUACUAAGGGAACUAGAGAAAAAAAUUAAUCUGCUGAUUAUUAUUUUCUAAAUAGCCACUUUUUUUGUGUCUGCAGUGUGUUGACAGUAUUUUAAAUUUUAUUUUCACUCCAGUGUUUUUUUUUUUCUUGCACCAAAGUAUGUCCAUUUGUUUGUAGGUAAUAAAGUGAUCUGCCAGUUUU
Messenger RNA from Xiphophorus couchianus (Monterrey platyfish), 5323 nucleotides. RefSeq names its product F-box protein 30a (gene fbxo30a). Gene Ontology annotation, molecular function: ubiquitin protein ligase activity; protein binding; zinc ion binding. The record is from RefSeq and is a predicted model, not a curated record. The coding region runs from base 1224 to 3356 and encodes 710 amino acids. The transcript is spliced from 3 exons. NCBI's taxonomy places the organism in Eukaryota, Metazoa, Chordata, Actinopteri, Cyprinodontiformes, Poeciliidae.